AUGUUGUCUGGCUUUGAGAUACAGUCUUUUUUGGAUGUACUGCAAAACAAGAUGGGCGGGGAGUCAAAGGAAUCCAGCCCAGAAGAGCCCCGAACGCUUGCGAAGGAACGUAGCGAAGUGGCGUGUGCAAGUCCUGGUCGCCCCAGCCCAAACCGACGCCAACCACAGCACUGCUGUGCUGCAGAAAGGGACAUCGCCAUCCUGCACUCAAGACUGAAGACAUCAAGCAGGGAAACAAAAGUGCUACAGCGAAAGCUGAAUGCUGUGGAGGUGGAGUGCCAGGAGAAGCUGGAAACGGUGAGAGUCGAGAGAGACGCGGAAACAGUGCAGCUGAGUGAGCAACUGUGUGUGAUGCAAGCAAAGCUGGGUAGGCUGCAGCUCGCUAAAGAGGAGGCUGUUGAGAAGGUCGCGGUUUCACAACAGCAACAACUUGGCGGUAGUAACGAGGACAUAAGAGCUGAACUAAUUGCAACCAUCGCGAAGCUUAAGGAAAUAGAAAGCGAGAAGGAGACCUCCGUUUGUCGCAUUGCUGAGCUCACUACUAAACUGCGAAUAGUGGAAGAAAGGAAGCACCGCGAGGUAGCAGAACUAGAGAAGAAAGUUUGCAACUUAGAGGAGCAGAAGAAUCAGCUUCAAGAGCAGCUGCUUGACAUGGAACGAUGCCUCCUCAACAAUCUAAAGGAAGAUGACUUGGAGAAGGAGAGGUGUAUUCGAGAACUCACACAGAGAGUCACAUUCUUGGAAUCACUGCUUAAAGAAAUGGGGGCAACUGUGGACCUGACGGGUGAUGUCUGUGUCGUGGGCAGUGCCAGCCAAGUCAGCGUAGAGCACAAGCAAGACGCCAUAUGCUCGGAGUCACCUCUCGGAAGGAGAGAUAGCACGGGCUGGGAGGGAACAGACAGUGGGUACAGCCAGUCACCGUUUCACGCAAGCUUCGGACAAAUGCCAUCCCUCACAAGCUCCCGGCAGGAGAGGGAGUGGACGGGGUCGCACGACACGCUCGACUCAACACUACCCUACCUCGCGUUCGACCAGCACGCCGACAUCGCCGACAUGGUGGGCGUGGUCGCGAUGCUCAAGCAGCAGAUCGACGACUACAAGAACGAGAAGGAGAAGCUGGAGGGCAACCACUGCGAGCAGGUAGCCAUCCUGCAGUCGGCUCUCAGCGACCUGCAGGCGAGCAGUGAGGCGAACGCGAGCAUCCUCCGCACGCAGCUCGAUCAGAUUCAGGCGAGCAAGGAGGCAGAGAGGCAGCGCCUUCAGGAGGAGAUCGAGACACUGUUGGCGGAGAAGAACUGGGAGGUUGAGUCGCUCGAGAGACAGAUCGAUGAGCUGAAGCGCUCCCGCAAACUGUCGGACCUGCAGACGGAGCUUCGCGACCGUGAGUGCGAGAUCGAGACGCUGCAGUCGAGCAUUGAGGCGUUGGAGCAGACACAGCAGGCUGAGGUUGUCAUGCUGGAGAGCAGGAUCGACGAUUUGUUCAGUGACAUUGAGCAGGAUGCGCUGACCUUCACGACAAGACUGAAGGACGUCGAGGAGAGGAAGGACCGCACGAUUGCAGAGCUGAAGGAAAAGCUGAAGCAGGUGGAGGCCGACAAGGAUGACAGUCUGUUGCGCAUCAAGGGCGAGAUGAGGGAGAUCACUUUGUACAAGGACUGCGAGAUUUCAGACCUGCGACAGAAAUUAGAAGAGCACGAGAGGACGAACGACGAGGAAGCUACCAGGUUGGAGGAGGAGCUCUCUGCCACGGAGCAUAAGUUCAGCACACAGAAUGUGCCCGAGUUAGAAGCGACGAUUAACUGGUUGGAAAUCAUCAAGGAGACAAAGGAAGUUGAAAUCGAUGGAUUGUGUCAGAAGCUGGCCACGAGGGAUGCUAAAGUGGAGGAGUUAGAGACUAACGGCAAGGAGCUUAAGGCAAAAACUAAGCAGGAUAUGGUGGACUUAGAAACAAAGUUGCAGUGCAAAAGUGAGCUGAUCGCCCUAUCCAAGGUAAUAGUCGAAGAACUCAAGAGCCAGUUGUAUGAGAUGCAGGUGAAACUGCAAGCUUUGGAGAUGAAAGAGCAGAAGAUGCUGAUCAGUGAUAAAGUUAAUACGGUUGUUGAUGGUAAGAAGGAAGAGCUUGCGCUACUGGAAGCAAAAGUGCGCAGUCUGGAAGUGAUACUGGGGUCCGCAAGAAGUGAACACCUACAGGAGGUGCAGAACCUCGAAAAGAGGCUGAUGGCAUUAGGCAACCAACUUGCCAGGGAUCAACAGAGACAGCAAGACUUCCAGAAACGUGAUAAGGACAUACUGUUGCGGGAACUUGAGUCCAAGACUGCCGAGCAGGAGCAGAAAAUCGAAAGGUACACUUCGAAGUUGGAGAGGGCUGAAUCUGUAAUAGAACAGCUGCAGAAUGAAGUUCGACAAUACAAGAGUUCACUGGUGGAAGUUGACACAAUACUGAAAAAUCUGCAAAUAGAGUCAAACCGAAAAGGGAAGCCAGAGCGCGGUGAAGCAGAUAACUCAGGAGAUGAGAGCAGCCAGGGUGAAAAAAGGAUAACCACUUGUGAGGAAUGUAGAGGGGAAGAUAACCUGGUGCUGGGCAGAGCGAGGGAGAUAACCAAUAUCAUUAGAUCCAGCACUGAGAGGUUCCAAGAAGAGGUCGGCUUCCUGCGCUCGCAGCUGCAGGACGAGAUCACGAGGAACCGGAGCCUGCAGACGGAAGUCGGCAAACUGCGCGGCGUUGUGAAGACCGGCUACGCGGCCCUGCAAGAGGAGCAGCUCCGAGUGUCCGACGUAGCACAGCAGCUGCAGCAGCUGCGCCACCUAGCGGACAACAGUUCGAAAGAGGUCGACAAGCUAAAGAAAAAACUAGCAGAGAAAGAGAAGCAGUUGCAGUUGGAGGUUGCUGCUAAUCACCAACUCAGUGCACAGUUGGAGAAGAGUGGGGCCAUGACAAAGGGGAAAAGAAAGUCUGGACGAAGUUUUCCGAGAAACCUCUUCUGUAUGUCAGACCAUACAGUGCCAUGAGAUGGAGCCACCAGAAUACGUUACUAUAGGCUUUCAUCCAUGUCACGUGCAGCAGAAGCCAGUACAGAUCGAUGCUAUUCUUGCAUGCUUCUUCUUACACUUCACACGCAUGCACACAUACACGCGCACGCACACAGGUGCAUACGCAUCAAGAGUACAUAAUAGAGAUCUCUAUUAUGUACUCUUGAUACGCAUAAAUGUAGUGCGUUUUGCUGGCUUAUACAAAUCACCCCCGACUAGUAUAUGUAUAUAUGGAAUUGUAAUCGGGUAGGAAUAGGCUCUAGUAUAUUGUAUUUACAUAAGUACCAUCUGGCAUGGUUACAAAAAUAUUUGAUUCUAUAAGUCGUGGUUCCCAUUAAUUAUUCAUAGCAGGAAAUGGUUAGAUUCUAUAAUGAGGCACUGCUGUAAUAAAGAAUUAUCUAUACUAUUUAUGUGGUAGCAAUUGAGAUAAACCAGUGUAAAGUUUGUGCGCGUUUCGUCUGCAUUGCAUUUUUCAAUGUUUUGUUUGCAAUGUGCAUUUCGUGCGAUUGCAUAUAUAUAUACAUAUAUAUAUAUAUGAAACAAUCUAUUGCUUAACUUUAGUAAAGUUUACAUAAGAACUUCCAUGGUGUGCCAAAUAUAUAUUAAGCAAGGUAAAGGUAAUGGGUACCUUUACAUAUGUGAAUUGUCAGGAAGAUAUUUACAAUACACGCUGUUUUAAAACUAUGCCAGUAGCUCUCAUGGCUAUAUGUGUGAAUUGUGACACAAUCUCUAGACCGUCGUACAGUUCGUAUAGAGUUAGUGGAAAUGCACUUCGACCUCUGUUAGCUUUUUCAGCUAAUCAUUGGAUGUUACUAUUGCCUCUCAGACAGCAACCAGCGGCGUUUGGUGAAUGUAGCUAGCUGGUGCUCAAACAGGAUAGGAAGGAUAGGAAGAUUUUACUAGGUUCUAGUUUACCUAAGGACAGAGUAGGUGUCUUGAUGCGUGCGUCGUUGAUAUACUUGACGCUUAUAUGUAUAUAUAUAUAUGCAUAUUGGGUGUAACAGUCUAGACUUGUGGUUUAAAUCUAGACUGUGGCUUGAUUUCAGCUGCUUUUAUCAGGGAGAGUGACAUCUGUUAGGUAUAUCGGUUAGUGAUAUCUGUUAGGUAAACGUCACGUCUAAUAUAUAAACGGUCCGAUUGCACGCGAAAGCAGUGUAUCAGAGAGGAUAUCUCGUGAAUUUUGAAAUGUGAAUUUAUCUUCUGCUGACCUAAGAAACUAAUUCUGUCACAAAAUCAACCCGAGUUGUGAUCUAAAUUGGCAUGAAAGACAUAGGCAUAUGUCGUACAUCCUUCAUAGAUGAUAAUGAUAUUAACAUCAAAGACGCGUUAUCUAUUGGUAUUAGAAGUUUUCGUGCCAUCGUUACUGUUAUGUCCUAGGAAUAUUUAUUAUUAUGAAUAUUAUAUUACAUUAUUAAAUAUUAUAAUGUUUAUAUGGUUGCUAUCUUAGGUUUCGUUGUGCAGUUGCAGAGGUAGCGUACGUAGCUAUAUCUGUACUCGGUUCAACCAUCCCCAUAUAUUACACAUGUUAUGAUAUAGCACAUUUGUUAAAUAUUAUGUGUGCGUGCGUGCGUGCGUGCGUGCGUGCGCUUGCGUGUGUGUCUACUAUUCUAAUACCGAUGAGGGCGUAUUCAAUGGAGAAGCACAUUCAAAUCGUGUAACUAGCUAGAGUUGGGCGUGAUGUCAUUGUAAGAAGCCUUACGUCAACUACGAUUUUACUGUCGCAAUUACAAUACUAACAGUAAUAUAAUUCCGACACCGCCUUUUGCAGGCAUUACCUAGACUGAGAAUUACUGAGACUUUACUAGAGUUCGUUGAAAAUAAAUUUGAGACCUACAUGGCAAUCAGAAGAUGUCUGCCUAAGCCAGAAGAUUACCUGCAGUUCUAUAUUAUGCAUGCAAUUUAUUCUAGAUGUGAUCAGGAGUGUAUCAAAACACGUGUAUUUUGAUACACUCCUGAUGUGAUAACAAGCUUCUCUAGAUGUGAAUGUGAUAACGAACGCCGAUAGAUGUGAUAAUAUUUUUAUCGUACUUGUUGUUAAUUUCUUUUCCCCGCAUCGCAAUCCAAUAUUAUAUUAUUGUUAUGGAACCUAUACCCAAUGGUUUAUGUUUAUGGUUUGUUGAAAAUAAA
Messenger RNA from Priapulus caudatus, 5157 nucleotides. RefSeq names its product rootletin-like. NCBI's taxonomy places the organism in Eukaryota, Metazoa, Priapulida, Priapulimorpha, Priapulimorphida, Priapulidae. The record is from RefSeq and is a predicted model, not a curated record. The transcript has 11 exons. The coding region runs from base 1 to 3009 and encodes 1002 amino acids.